Molecule: messenger RNA, 522 nt
Organism: Symbiodinium sp. CCMP2592
Lineage: Eukaryota; Dinophyceae; Suessiales; Symbiodiniaceae
Source: the annotation of a GenBank genome assembly
AUGCCUGCCGAGGAGGAUCCAGAGGAGGCGGCAGCAUGGGCUGCCUUGCGAGAAGCUUUCGGGGAGCCCAGCAGGAUGCUAAGCAAUGCCAAGGAUGGCCGCAAGGUGCCUGCCAGGUUCACAAGCGACAGCGGUGUAGUGUCCAAACAGCCUCAUCGAGGGCUCGACUUGGCACAAGAUCAAGCUUCUGGUCAUUGGCUUCAGUCCGAGGUUGACCGAUUGGUUGGUGAGGUUCAGCGCGUUGCUGGACAGCCCUUUUCUGCCAAGCUGUUGCAGGCACUCUGGCACUUACCUCUGGAGGAACAGCAAGAGGCGCUUCUGGGAGCGCGUGCAUUGGGCUCCAGGAGUGACGAUAGUGUUUGGCAGCUCUUGGCAGAUGAGGUGCAUGCUCGGGAGGACAAGCAGCCGGUCAAAGCGACACCGCCGACGGCACCAGCUCUGCUAGGACCCCAAAAGAGCAAAAAACAGACGAAAGGUCCUGGUGCUCGAGUACGCUCUCGCUCGAGAUCACCAUCGAUUUGA